Molecule: messenger RNA, 1418 nt
Organism: Aphanomyces invadans
Lineage: Eukaryota; Oomycota; Saprolegniomycetes; Saprolegniales; Verrucalvaceae
Exons: 6
Coding region: 60-1319 (419 amino acids)
Molecular function (GO): phosphoprotein phosphatase activity
Source: RefSeq, a predicted model, not a curated record
CGGGCAAAAAAUCCUCCAUCAGUUUCGGCAAGUCGUGGUCGGCGUCAAAGGCAGUAACGAUGGACCGGUGGCUCGAGCGCACGUGGUCCAAUUUGGUUGGGGCGUUCAGGGGAGGGUCUGCAUCGACGGGGCCGGCGCAUGGAUCGUCGUCUGCUCCGCCAUUGGGUCGCCGCGCGUCAACGUCGCUCACGUCGGGUGCUGCGGCGUGCACGGGAUGCCGGCGGUCGCUGCCACCGACCCAUACUCGCCGCCAUCACAGCCGAAAUGCGAGCGCUGCGUCGCCCACGUCACGAAUGCUCCUACGGCGGAGUGACGAGUUCCAAACACUGCGCACGUACGACAUGGAUCGGUCGGUCCACGUCGCGAGGAGAUAUCCUCGGUUCACUUUCGUCAUGGAUGAACAUCCCAUUCGUUCGCUGGAGCCCACGAUUGGUCCCAACACGGCGACCCUUCUCCAUUUUGUGGCGCAUCUCAUCGGACAAAUCGAUCGAGCGAUCACGGCCGGAGAAAUCUCAACCACCAAGCAUGGCCGCAAUUGGGUCAACCGCCUCCAUGGACAAAUACUCGUCUCCCUGCAAGGAGGGCCAUCUCCGAGCCUCCCAUCGUCGCCCUCCACGGCGGUCCUCGACAUCCACGCAGCGCUGCAAGCGCAGCUCGACGCGCAGGAUAUUUUGCUGGACGCGACGUGGCAGGCCUGGCUCGACAGGGAAUGGAGCCGCAUCCUACAGUUAGCGUCGAUGCCGCAUGGGUCUCCGUCGUUAGCCAGUCGAAAGAAGCUCCUCGUAUUGGACUUGGAUCGCACAUUAUGGUUUCGAUCGUACCGACCAUUCGACACGGCAGACUUUGUUGCGGUGUACGAGCUGCCUCAAUCCCACUCAAGCAGCUCCAUAUACGUAUCGAUUCGGCCCGGCGCGCAAUUUUUGCUCGACUCCGUCGCGCCGUUCUACGAUAUUGCUGUGUUCACGGCCAGCGAUCGCAGAUGCACAGACGAUCUCGUUGACCUCGUUGACGCCAAGCGCUUGAUCAAGUAUCGGUUGUACCGGGACGCUUGUACUACAGACGUUGCAGAUCCGUCGAUCCUGCGCAAAGAUUUGUCCCUUACUGGCCGUCCGUUGUCGGAGGUCGUGGUUGUCGACGACAACCCGACCGCUUGGGUGGCGUCCGUCGAAAACACGAUCAUUUGCAAGCCGUAUGGUGGCAACCACCGGGACGUCGAAAUGUACAGCUUGACCCAUCAGCUGCUUGCGCUGCACGAUGUCGCGGACGUCCGCAUGCACCUUGCUCACCUGCCUCGUGGCCAAACCCCCCACGUGGCGUAGCGUUCCUCCACCGCGAUCUCCUCGUUUCAUCGCGUUCCUUGAUUCCUCUGUACACUACGACUGCCCUCAACCAACCCCCCCCCUCGCCGUAUGAAAACG